AACCCUUCAGUUUUUAUUUAAUCUCUGUUGGCUCUGUUGUUUUGGCUUAUCACUGCCACGGACCGUGCUUUAUCUAUAGCUGCAGAGGUAACGUGUAUGUCGUCACAUUAACAAAGAUAAAGUACUUCGUUUAUAAUUCAUCCGAUUAAUAUCCUCUGUCGAUAUAUGAUACCGAAAGGUCUGCAGCUGUACGUGACUUACCAAUGGUAGGACAUGAGGUGAACACAUCCCGUUAUCAGUUGAAUUGUCAUUAGUCAGUUGAUCAUUUUGAAGUCGACUACCAUCUCAUAAAGAGCCAAUAGCUACAUCUUCGCCUGUGAGCGUCUCACUGUAUUAGAACACCGCUUUGUGUGGAAGUUUGGUGAGAUCAAUUUUACCGCACUUGGGCGAUACUUUCAGAGACGAUGGUGCUAGUAUUUUGGACCUCGAUAAGAAAACAAAAUGUGAUAACGAUAAUACUCAUACUGUGCGUGUCAUAUCACGGGAAUGUUGAAUCAUCCAUUUACUGGGAAGAGGCGAAUAAUGUGACGUAUUGCACGUUGCCUCGUGAUAAGGCAUUGCCCGACCCUGACUGGGGACCCGGAAAUUGCACCCCCAAACCCGAGGACUAUCUUAAAUGUGUGUAUUAUUGGACAAAUGCAUCUGCUACAACCGCUAGGAUUCGUACACACUACUUGAAUAGAACCGAUGCCGCUAUAUCAGACUAUGUGAUUUACGUCGGUCGACCGCUCAUUUAUUGUAUUGGACUGGUUUUCAAUAUCUUAUCCAUUUGUGUUUUCUCACAAAAAGAGCUCCGCCAAGUUGCGACCUGUCAGUUCAUGAUUGCAAUAGCAGUGUUUGACAUUUUAACUAUAUUGAACGGAUUUUUUUACUGGAUUGAAUACGAGCUCCUCGUACCAGUGAUGACUGCACAUGUGGCACUGUGUAAAAUAUCCGUAUUUACAGUAUAUUGUGGACCAGAAAUGAGCGCGAUCACGUUAACUUUAAUGAGCGCCGAGCGACUUUUAAGAAACAUGAACACCGCAGCUCACGAGAGAUGGUUCUCCAUUAAAAGAACCAGUUUGUACAUCGUGGCUAUUGUCUUGGCUAUGGUGCUCCUCAACACAUACAUCUUUGUCUCCGACAUAUUCUUCAAAGAAUGUUGUAAAAAUGUUUGUUGGAAUAUAUAUCAUGAUGGCACUGAUAUGUUAGAACUUCGUGAAAAAAACUGCAGAGAAGACAUGGGGAACAACUGCGGUAUUAUGGGCGCACUUGCCUUCUACAGUGUCUACAGAUGGGUGGCUCUGUCGAUAUACUGGAUCUUGCCAUUUGUCGGGUUGCCUGUCAUCAACGGAUGGUUACUGUACGAAAUAUGGAAGGAACGACGACGACGUAACAAUCAAGAAUGCAGGCCGAUCAUUCCUAUGCCAGAUCUACCUGUUGAUGGCUCAGAAUACAAAGACAGAGAUAAAGAAAUUACAAAAAUGUUAAUACUCGUGACUCUUUCGUAUUGGGUUAUGACAACGGGGUUUAACUUUAUGCAGGCGGGAAUAAUUGACGUGUACCACGCUUGCACUCCCCAUGAACUGGUUAGAAAUUCUACCAUCUAUACAAUCUUUAUGCUUCUCUUUUACUUGAAUCAUGCGUCGAAUUUUUUUCUGUACUGCAUCAGUGCCAAACCGUACCGCGACGAAGUAAAAUGUAUGUUUGCGCGCGGAUACAGAGCUAUCGCGAUGUUGUUGCGGACGAUCGUAACAAAAAUACAAAGUAGCUUUUAUAAUGCAGAGAAUGACAAGAGAUUGAAUUCCGUUCGAGUAUCAUAUCAUAAGAGUCGCUGCAACUCAAUUGACUCACUUUAAACUCGCACAACGCAACAUCUAAUCCCCAAACAUGAAUUUACACGACAAAUAUGCCCUAAUCCUGAACUUCCCUUAGCAAAAUGAAAAGUUUGCAGUUUGAGGCCAGGAGUUUUCAGGAAAAACCUGUAUCGCUGCUAUUUCGCAGCAUAUUUGCAAGGACAUUAAAAUUCCUUUCGAAAAUUUGCAGCAAAUUUACGUCAGGUCUGAUAUUUUGCUAAGGGUUAGGUCUUGUACGGUUAGCAAAUGCUGUACGUUU
This is a messenger RNA of Lingula anatina, 2094 nucleotides long. RefSeq lists its product as uncharacterized. The record is from RefSeq and is a predicted model, not a curated record. Lineage: Eukaryota; Metazoa; Brachiopoda; Lingulata; Lingulida; Lingulidae.